GCUAUUUGUAUUUCCGAUGGGGAAAGCGCGCCAAAUUUGCUAUUAUCAACAAAAGCGGGAAAAGCUGUGAACAACAAACCGAUCAUGGUGCGAACAAAGGCAGAUGGUGGAUCAAGUUCUGCUUCAAGGAAAGUUGUUGCAGCGAGAGCCCCACGCAAGGCCCUGGGUGGAAGUGGACCCAGUUCAUCAGCAAGUAACUCCCCCAGCGGUAAAUCAGCUAAAUAUGCGGGCGGGAACUCGGCGUGUCCAAGGCCGACUCCAGACUGGCAGAAAGGCAUCAACUCGUUCUUCCAGUCGCCACAGAAAGGCAAGGAGAAUCAGAGCCCGAGCGACUCAGAGUCUGUGGGGAGCGGCAGUAGCCAGGGCAGUUCAUCCUCCGCCUCUUCCUGUCCAGACUCGGGACCAUCCUGUAGUUCUGAUGACUGAUGACAGGGCAAUACAGACAACAUUAAAGCAUUGAGUGAGAUGAAUUCCCAGAAUAGUCAGCUGACACCUCGUGUUUUUAAUGAGAAGAACUUUUUAUAAGUCAAACAAAGUCUUCAUCAGUUCAUGAACAUAUGGCAGGGAGUUCAUUUUACUUCGAGAUUCCCUACAAAAGCCAAGACAGAUUCAUGUGGCAUAUAUCAUAAAUACAUGUUAUACCUGUAUAAACUGUAAUCUUGUAUGUAUGAGAGAGAGAGAGAGGGGAGAGAGAGAAGGAGCGAUAAAUGUUUCAAAAUUAUUUUUUUAAUAAAAUUUUAAAAAUUUUA
Molecule: messenger RNA, 749 nt
Organism: Magallana angulata
Lineage: Eukaryota; Metazoa; Mollusca; Bivalvia; Ostreida; Ostreidae
Product: PCNA-associated factor-like
Exons: 4
Coding region: 85-426 (113 amino acids)
Biological process (GO): regulation of cell cycle; translesion synthesis
Cellular component (GO): nucleus
Molecular function (GO): chromatin binding
Source: RefSeq, a predicted model, not a curated record